Molecule: messenger RNA, 1944 nt
Organism: Suricata suricatta (meerkat)
Lineage: Eukaryota; Metazoa; Chordata; Mammalia; Carnivora; Herpestidae
Gene: CD82
Product: CD82 molecule
Exons: 11
Coding region: 385-1188 (267 amino acids)
Cellular component (GO): membrane
Source: RefSeq, a predicted model, not a curated record
GCCGUGUUUCCCCGACGGCCACCGGGAGGGGGACUGCAGAGCGACUGAGCCCAGGGCUGCGCAGUCAGACGGCGACGGUCUUGCGGCUUGCGGCGCGGCGCCGAGCAGAAAGCAAAGCCAUCAGCGCCCCCCAUGCUUGUCUACACUGAACACUUUCCUCUUCGUGGCUGUUUGGUGGCAUAUGGUGUGGCUCUGUGAGCCCUCCGGGAGGAGACUGCCCUGUCCAUCUCUGUCUCCUUGACUCCUGGCACACAGCAGGCUCUCAAGAAGUGAUGGUUGAAUGAAUAACAGUGUGUCUUCAAGGACUCGUGCUGAGAAGCCACUCCAGAAAACGCUGCUCUGGUCCCAGCCCGGCGUUGGACAGGGAGCUCCAGGACCGGCAGGAUGGGGUCAGCCUGUAUCAAAGUCACCAAAUACUUUCUCUUCCUCUUCAACUUACUCUUCUUUAUCCUGGGCGCCGUGAUCCUGGGUUUCGGAGUGUGGAUCCUGGCCGACAGGAGCAGUUUCAUCUCUGUGCUGCAGACCUCCUCCAGCUCGCUCAAGGUGGGGGCCUCCGUCUUCAUCGGCGUGGGGGCUGUCACCAUGUUCAUGGGCUUCCUGGGCUGCAUCGGUGCCAUCAAGGAGGUCCGCUGCCUGCUGGGGCUGUACUUUGCCUUCCUCCUCCUGAUCCUCAUCGUUCAGGUGGCAGCCGGAACCGUCUUCUACUUCAACAUGGGCAAGCUAAAGGAGGAGAUGGGCAACAUCGUGACCAAGCUCAUUGAGGACUACAGGGACGGUCAGGAGGACCGGCUGCAGGAGGCCUGGGACUACGUGCAGGCCCAGGUGAGGUGCUGCGGAUGGGCCAGCUUCUACAACUGGACUGACAACGCGGAGCUCAUGAACCGCACCGGCGUCACCUACCCCUGCUCCUGCGAGGUCAAGGACGACGACCACAGCUUCCCGGUGAAGACAGGCUUCUGCGACGCCCCCGGUGGCAACGUGACCCAGAGUGGGAACGACCCCGAGCUCUGGCCCGUGUACCAUGAGGGCUGCAUGAAGAAGGUGCAGGUGUGGCUGCAGGAGAACAUGGGCAUCAUCCUAGGCGUCUGUGUGGGCGUGGCCGUCAUUGAGCUCCUGGGGAUGCUUCUGUCCAUCUGCCUGUGCCGGCACGUCCAUUCCGAAGACUACAGCAAGGUGCCCAAGUACUGAGACGCCGCAAGGCCCCCCGCCUCUCCUCCAGGCUCACCUCCCACCUCACUUGCCUGGCCUGGCCCGUGCUGGCUGGAUGCGGGGCACUCUUGGGGGCCCGCACCCUUUUGCCUACCUUUUUGCCUCCAGACUUGAGCCCUGGGGUCCUGUGGCUUCUCCGCUGACCGCCAGGGUUCUCUUAGCAAUCCAGAGAAAACCUCCCCGCUGCGUCCUGCGCAGGUGGACUGGGUCCCUGCCUUGGGCACUGUAUACGUUGGGUGGGAACGUGUAUUAAAAGUUGAGGGUUGGGGGUGGGGGGUGGAUAAGGCACCUGGGCUGUCAGGGGAUGCCCACUGCGUGGGUAAACUUUUUUUUCCACAGUAAUGCUUCUGUCUUUGGUUUCCACGUUUUUGUUGAAGGCGGUGGGAGAGGGUGGGCUUUAUGUGACACUGGGAACAGCUGCCCUCCCCCAGCCCCACCCAGGCGGCUCAGCUCAGCCCAGGCGGGAGACACGGGGUGGGACCUGGGACCUGGCUGCUGAGGGAACCAGAGGGGCUAAUGCACAGGGCGUGACACAGAGCUGACCCUGCAUUCACCCAUCGGGACCCCCAGCUGUCCAGGGAAGGGGGGAGGAGAAGCUAGGCUGGCCUGACCUCUGCCCUCCCCCCCACCCCCAGAAUGGGAGGGUGAGGCUGUGCCUUGUAAGGGAGUGGCUGUGUGCGUAGCUCUGUAAAACGUGUUUGAGAUUUGACAACUAUUAAAGAGGAUUUGUAACAA